CGGCAGCAGCAGCAGCAAGAGGAGGUAAUCCCCCCCCCCACCCUCUCUAGUCCACCCCACCCCUUUCUAGAAACUGGUGGCAAAACCACGCUCGCAUGACACCUGUGCUGCUGGACUGGACACUCUCCCCUUUUUGUGGUCUUUGUGAAACACGAUUUAAGAUCUAAAUUCACACCCAAAUCGUGGAUGGUGCUGAUGAGAAUCAGUGGUGAAUGAAACGGGGGAGGGGGGGGGGGUGUAGACGCGGAAACAAGCGGACAAAUCUGUCUCGAUUGACGGUGACGGAGCGGUCGGCACCAGCAGCAGCAGCACCAGCGGCGGCGGCGGCGGCGGCAGCAGCAGGAGCAUCAGUCGGUCGGCGGAUGGAGAUGCGUUGUGAAGGCGGAGGGAUGAUGAUAGUGAUAUAGCAGGUGCUGCAGGGUUGUGCCGCAUUGCCUGGCCGCCGCGAGCGACGCCGGGGAGACGGUGAUGCUGUCGUCGUCGUAAUUGUGUCACAGACAGAGAGGAGAGGCUUUGACAUGGAGGGAAGCGGCCGCGCGUCUGCGUCUGUGAGCUCAGGCCGCCCGGAUCAGCAGGUUGGAUGUACCGCCUGAAGCCUGGAGAGAAGCACCUGAGUCAUGACAUAUGCUGUACGUGGUGGGGGAGAAAAAAAAUUACAACAAAGUUGAAUUCUUGACUGUGGAAUUGCAAUGUUUCUGUGCGUAAAAGUGAACGGCCCAUAUGUGUGUUGAGGAUGCAUCAUAGGAGCAUCAUAGCAGCAGCGUCUGUGCCAGUUCAGGGUGGAUUACGUGUACAGAGCAGCAGGCCUCCAUCUGGAGUCAGCUUGUGAUCAGUGAAACCAUACAGAAAAAAAACCCAAAACAUUUCAUACACUUCACCCUGUUGCUGUUGGGGGAACAAUUGAUUGUGUUUGACUGGAAGCUGGUUGUGGAGGGACAGCUGUUGCCAGAGAUGACUCACUUACAGACUGGCCUCUCUCCAGAGACCCUGGAGAAGGCCAAGGUGGAGCUGAAAGAAAACCCGGAGACUUUACAUCAGGACAUCCAGGAGGUCCGGGACAUGAUCAUCACCCGGCCGGACAUCGGUUUCCUCCGGACGGACGACGCGUUUAUCAUCCGAUUCCUCCGGGCGAGGAAGUUCAACCACUUCGAGGCGUUUCGGCUGCUGGCACAGUAUUUUGAGUACCGACAGCAGAACUUGGACAUGUUCAAGAACCUGAAAGCCACAGACCCGGGGAUCAAGCAGGCCCUGAAGGACGGUUUCCCCGGCGUGCUCUCCAAUCUGGACAGAUACGGCAGGAAAAUACUGGUCCUGUUCGCAGCCAACUGGGACCAGAGCAGAUACACAUUUGUGGACAUACUGAGGGCGAUCCUGCUGUCGUUGGAAUCUAUGAUCGAAGACCCGGAGCUGCAGGUCAACGGCUUCAUCCUCAUUAUCGACUGGAGUAACUUCACCUUCAAGCAGGCGUCCAAACUGACUCCCAGCAUGCUGCGGCUGGCCAUCGAAGGGCUGCAGGACAGUUUUCCUGCCAGAUUUGGAGGGAUCCACUUUGUGAACCAGCCCUGGUACAUCCACGCUCUCUACACCGUGAUACGACCCUUCCUCAAAGACAAGACCAGGAAGAGGAUCUUCAUGCACGGCAACAACCUAAACAGCCUCCACCAGCUGAUCCAUCCUGAGAUCUUGCCGUCGGAGCUGGGCGGGAUGAUGCCGCCGUACGAUAUGGGCACGUGGGCGCGGACGCUGCUGGACCACGCCUACGACGAGGAGACCGACUACUGUCCGGAGUCCUACACCCUGUCAGUACAAGACCUGGAGAGAGACCUGGAGAAAAACCUGUCCCCGAAAACCAUGAAGAGGUCUCAGUCUGUGGUGGAACCAGGCGUCCUGAAACGGCCAGACAAAGUCAAGAGUGAAGAGGACAACAUGCAGCCGCUGCUCUCGCUGGACUAAACCACACAUCCAAUAACAGCUCAAAAGCAUAAUCAAAAGGCAUUUACACACAAAAACACACUGACUUACCUGCGCACCUACAGUAAGCGACACAUGCGCUCUGAAAACACCUUUCUCCAAAAAAAAUGCUGCUGCUGCUGCUGCAUUUUGGAUUCUUGUUUCUCUUGAACUCGAGGAAAAAUCUCAACGAGCUGAUAGAAAGCAGACGGACGAGCUAGAGACAAAAGGGACGUUUUCUUCACACGGGAGGGCAUCCUAAGAGCUACUGAUGGUGGUUAUUUAGGUAUUUGUCAAGUGCCAAUUCCCAAAAAACUGUAAGUUAACGUCUUUUGAACAAUCCAGCCCCGUCAGUGUGGAGCAAGGAAAGGAGAACAAAACACAGAUACAAAAAAGAGUUUCCGCAUCCAGUAUGUGUGAAAACAGUGUUUCCUACAGUUGUAUAAUAUAUGGGUGAGGGGCGAUUUGAAAAACUGGAAACCAUACUUCAGAGAGAACUUGGGGCCACAGUUCCCGGGCUGCAGGGUUUUUUUUUUCUUUUCUUCUUUGUACAGUAAUUUGAAGAAAACGAGAAGCGCGGCUCAGGAUUAGCGACUAUAAUGAGCUUGCUCAACCUCCUGGACACAAAACUGGCAGACAGGCAGGCACUGGGUUUACUGGGAGAUUAUGGGCGUAUUUCCUGUGAAAAUAAUGUCCAAAUUAUCGGUCUCGCUCCAGUUAUCUCUUGGAAAAGCAAACCCCCCUUUACGGUAAGAGUUGGCUAUAUCAAUUAUGUGUUUUUUUCCUCUCUUUUUUCUGACCCAAAUGUUGGAAAACAGUAUUUCUCCUGCCAUUUGGAAGCUGCAGACUCUUUUUAAACGAUGACGCACAUCCUCAUGUUCGGCUGAAGAUGACUAAAAGAUAUAUUUUGAGAAUUUAAUAGGUAGGUCUAGCCAGAAAAUAAAUCAAAAAUAAGCCCACAUUUAAUUUUAUAAAAGCAGAGAAAGGGCAAGCACAUCACCCUCUCCUGUGACUUUGUGACACAUUUCAUCGCUUUCUGGCAAUAAUAAUCUUACUUCUGAAAAGGCCAAACAUUGCCACAGUAUCUGUUAUUAAACAUGUCAAUAUUAUAAGAUUUAAAGAUGCUUUAAAGGACUGCAUUGGUAUUUUUUUGCAUGUUUUAGUAAAAAUCACACUCGUGCAUUAUUUCAGUAAAUUAUCGCUGUUUCAUAAUGUGGCUAAAAACUUUUUUCAUCAGUAUUAGUUUUAGUUUUUAAUCUUAACUCAAAGUCCACUUAUUAGGCUUCUGCUUAGCUUUCAGCCACAUCUCUUCUUCAUAUAUGAGUCUACAGAUUACAGUGAAGAUGGAUGGGCUAUACUGGGCAAAUAUUGACUUCCUAAAAAUACUUCUUCAUGGCCCCAGCCAGUGACGGACUGGCCAUCUGGAAUUUGGGCAAAUGCCAGAAGGGCCUCCCCUCCCCCCAUGGACCCCUAUGGGCCACUACUGAUAAUUGGUCUUUGGUUAAUUUUGAUAAGUUUUUGUAUGCAUGCAGCCACAAAUAUUCAAGAUUGUACUGCAGCGAGGUGCGUGGAAAGAUACGCUCGGAAGGCAAAGUUACUAAUUUCCAAGCUAGGAUAUUGACAAAAAUAGGGCCGGUGUGUUGCAAAUGCCAGGGCCGUUUUUUGAUCCCAGUCCGUCACUGGCCCCAUCUAAAGCUUUUUGACAUACUGUAGUUAAACCUCUU
Molecule: messenger RNA, 3674 nt
Organism: Sander lucioperca (pikeperch)
Lineage: Eukaryota; Metazoa; Chordata; Actinopteri; Perciformes; Percidae
Gene: clvs2
Product: clavesin 2
Exons: 5
Coding region: 952-1953 (333 amino acids)
Cellular component (GO): membrane
Molecular function (GO): phosphatidylinositol bisphosphate binding
Source: RefSeq, a predicted model, not a curated record